Messenger RNA from Sinocyclocheilus anshuiensis, 618 nucleotides. Its product is annotated as NADH dehydrogenase [ubiquinone] 1 beta subcomplex subunit 7-like. The transcript has 3 exons. Gene Ontology annotation, cellular component: respiratory chain complex I; mitochondrion. Bases 163 to 525 code for a protein of 120 amino acids. The record is from RefSeq and is a predicted model, not a curated record. Lineage: Eukaryota; Metazoa; Chordata; Actinopteri; Cypriniformes; Cyprinidae.
CUCGUUGCGCGUGUUUACUUCCGGCGCAGACCGGAAACAUCAAAGGGUUUCUGGAGGUGAUCGAAUGGUAUUGUGCAGAAUUGAUUUGAUUACUGCAUUAUAACAGAUUAUUUUCAGUGGUGAAGCUGUUUUUGCUGUCAGUGGUGAUAACCCGCGUUCAGAAUGGGGUCCCACCUCGUGCGGAGUUAUAUCACGGAAAGAGACGCGACGCCGGACCCGAGGAAACCGUCUGCAUACGACCCGCAGCUGGGCUUCCCUGAGCGGGAGGAGAGAGUAAUGGUGGCGACGCGCGAGCAGAUGAACCUGGCCAUGCUGCCGGUGGAGCAGCGCGAUUACUGCGCUCACUACCUGCUCAAACUCCUCAAGUGCAAGAGAGACAGUUUCCCCAACUUCCUAGCCUGCAAACACGAGAGACACGACUGGGACUACUGUGAACAUCAGGAUUAUGUGAUGAGGAUGAAAGAGUACGAGAGAGAGAGAAGACUGAACUUGAGGAAAAAGAGGAUCGAGGAAAAUGCAGCAUAAAUAGCCCACCCUCGUCUUCAGUUCUCCAUCAGUUGUUUCUCUGUAUAUAAAUGGCUCUCUCAAUAAUAAAGAUUAUCUUGUGAGCUCUCAAAA